Messenger RNA from Penicillium hordei, 624 nucleotides. RefSeq lists its product as uncharacterized. Gene Ontology annotation, molecular function: oxidoreductase activity, acting on the CH-OH group of donors, NAD or NADP as acceptor. NCBI's taxonomy places the organism in Eukaryota, Fungi, Ascomycota, Eurotiomycetes, Eurotiales, Aspergillaceae. The record is from RefSeq and is a predicted model, not a curated record. The coding region runs from base 1 to 624 and encodes 207 amino acids. The transcript has 2 exons.
AUGUCAAGUCAACAAAUUACCCUGGUUGUUGGCGGCUCCCGCGGCAUUGGCGCCGAAUUUGUUAGGCAGAUUGCACAAUCACACCCGUGGGACAAGGUCAUCGCAACGGUCCGUAGCCCACGAUCAUUCGGCAAUCCCAAAGUCGAAACUCUUCAACUAGAUAUCAACGCUACUGAGUCAAUCAAAGCUGCCGCCACUCAAGUCGAACGAGUCGAUACUCUCAUCGUCAGUGCAGCCAUCGGCAAGGACGAGUUAAUCCUUAUGACACCUGAAGAAGGCUUUCGUAACUACCUGGAAACGAAAAUUUUGGGACCAUUACGCGUGGUUAAGGCCUUCUUACCUGCCCUGCGCGCUGGUAAACUCAAGAGGAUCAUCCUACUGUCAUCUUAUUCAGGGUCUUUGACCAAACAAAAAGUUCAGCUUGACAAUGAGUUGAAUGACGAUGGCUUCGCAGUUAUUCCCAUUCAUCCAGGUUGGGUAGCCACGGACAUGGAUAAUGCUUUUGGUGAGGGUGCUAUACUAGUUGAUGAGAGUGUGGCGGGGAUGCUCAAGGCCAUUGAAUCACUCAGGCAUGGCGACUCAACCAAAUAUUUACAGUAUGACGGCCAAGAAGUUCCAUGGUGA